GAAAGGCUCUUCAGGAGGUCUUGCUUUUCCAGCUGUCAGAUUGUGUCUUGCUCCCUCUUCUUUUGGCUACCAGGACGACAGCAGAUAGGAGAGUUCAAGUUCCACUCUCCAGCUGGGCCGGGAUCUGUCACUUUACUGGAUUGCUCUCUGUAGGAAAUCCUGAGUGCUAAAACAUCUAACAGAACUGAUGCUAGCCCCUGUCACCAUGAAGCUAUUACUUCGUGCCAAGUGUUUUCAGCGUCUAGCGAUUCCUGGUUCUGUGAGAGCGUUGCAUAAAGAUCACAGAACAGGGACCCCUCAGAAUUUUUCCAGCUAUGAAUCUAUGAAACAGGCCUUCAAACUGGAGGUUCCAGAGUAUUUCAACUUUGCUAAAGAUGUUCUAGACGAGUGGACCAAUAUGGAAAAGGCUGGAAAGAGACCUUCCAACCCAGCCUUCUGGUGGAUAAAUGGAACUGGAGAAGAAGUGAGAUGGAGUUUUGAGGAACUUGGAUCUUUGUCCCGGAAACUGGCCAAUGUACUGACAGAAGCCUGUGGUCUGCAAAGGGGGGAUCGCGUAAUUGUGAUUCUGCCCAGGGUCCCAGAGUGGUGGCUGGCAAAUGUCGCCUGCCUGCGAACAGGGACGGUUUUCAUUCCCGGGACCACCCAGCUGACCCAGAAGGACAUUCUCUACAGACUGCGGUCCUCACAAGCCAAGUGCGUCAUCACCGACCAGUCUGUUGCCCCAGGGGUGGAUGCGGUGGCUUCUCAGUGUGAAAACCUGCACGCCAAGCUCCUUGUAUCUCCGCACCCCAGAGAGGGCUGGGGAGACCUCAAGGAGCUGAUGAAACACGCCUGUGACAGCCACACCUGUGUGAAGACGAAACACAAUGAGACGAUGGCCAUUUACUUUACCAGCGGGACUAGCGGAGCUCCUAAAAUGACUGGACACACCCACAGCAGUUUCGGUUUAGGUUUAUCUAUAAACGGAAGGUUCUGGCUGGAUUUGACCCCUUCGGACGUGAUGUGGAAUACGUCGGACACAGGCUGGGCCAAAUCCGCGUGGAGCAGUGUGUUUGCUCCAUGGACCCAGGGAGCAUGUGUCUUUGCACAUUACUUGCCGCGGUUUGAGCCCACUACCAUCUUGCAAACUCUCUCCAAGUUUCCCAUCACCGUUUUCUGUUCAGCGCCCACUGCAUACCGGAUGCUUGUACAGAACGAGCUGUUGAGCUAUAAGUUCAAAUGCUUAAAGCAUUGCGUGAGUGCCGGGGAACCAAUCAACCCUGAGGUGACUGAACAGUGGCGAAAAGGGACAGGUCUGGAUAUCUACGAAGGAUACGGACAGACUGAAACGGUGCUAAUCUGUGGAAAUUUUAAAGGAAUGAAAAUUAAGCCUGGCUCUAUGGGAAAGCCUUCUCCUGCUUUUGAUGUUAAGAUUUUAGAUGGCAGUGGCAAUGUUUUACCUCCUGGACAAGAAGGGGACAUCGGCCUUCGCGUUCUACCCGACCGACCCUUAGGCCUUUUCACUCACUAUGUAGACAAUCCUACAAAAACAGCUUCCACUCUACGAGGCAAUUUCUACCUGACGGGGGACAGAGGCUACAGGGAUGAAGAUGGAUAUUUCUGGUUUGUGGCGAGAUCAGACGAUAUCAUAUUAUCCUCUGGUUACCGAAUUGGACCGUUUGAGGUAGAAAGUGCCCUGAUUGAGCACCCUGCGGUGGCCGAGUCCGCUGUUGUCAGCAGCCCAGACGCCAUCAGAGGAGAGGUAGUAAAGGCUUUUAUUGUUCUGAACCCUGAUUACAAGUUACAUGACCAAGAACGCCUAAAAAAUGAGAUUCAGGAGCACGUAAAAAAAACUACAGCACCUUACAAAUAUCCCAGAAAGGUAGGUAUUCUAAUCAUGAUGAGCAUUUGCUUAGUGUUCUGGAAAAUUUCAGCUGUUUAUUUUUUCCAUUUGAAUGAACAGUCUCCUCAAACAUGCUACACCAAAUGUUCCAAAUGGAACAUGGAUGAUGAAAUUCCUGAUCUAAUUUGUUGGGCCAUUUGGCUCACCAGACUUGGAGUAAAUCCUAAAUGUCAAGAAAAAAUCUCCACAGUGCCCCUCUCCUUUUUGGUUCUUACCGAAAAUCUACCCCAAUGUGUGUCCUAAUUCUUGACCUGGAGUUACAACAGAAAUGCUACA
Messenger RNA from Rhinolophus ferrumequinum (greater horseshoe bat), 2158 nucleotides. RefSeq names its product acyl-CoA synthetase medium chain family member 3 (gene ACSM3). The transcript is spliced from 13 exons. Gene Ontology annotation, biological process: acyl-CoA metabolic process; fatty acid biosynthetic process. Gene Ontology annotation, cellular component: mitochondrial matrix. The record is from RefSeq and is a predicted model, not a curated record. Gene Ontology annotation, molecular function: fatty-acyl-CoA synthase activity; fatty acid ligase activity. NCBI's taxonomy places the organism in Eukaryota, Metazoa, Chordata, Mammalia, Chiroptera, Rhinolophidae. The coding region runs from base 188 to 2125 and encodes 645 amino acids.